AUGAAGUUUGUGGACAUGUGGUCUGUUUGCCUGUUGAUCGGUUUCGUUGGAGGUCAUUCACCUGGUAGCGAGCUGGAGGCUGUUAGGUAUGGACCCUCGGAGGAGAGGGUCGCCAGUGACACCUUCACUGUGGCUGACAUCAAUAUAACGUAUAAGGACGAGCAUGGAGAGUACUACACGGAUACAUCCGAGUCGGGUAAAUACGGCGAGGGUUUCAUCGGUUCGUCCCGCGGGAUGGCGGUGCAUGUGCGCGCUAAGGGUCCGAAUGGUGAUCAUGAUCACACGGGCUGCACGUGGCCGUUGCUGUCCGUGGCCGCGCCCACGGAACCACUGCCCACGGAACCCUGGAUAGCCGUCAUCCGCCGCGGCAACUGCAACUUUGAGAUUAAGGUUCAGAAUGCCUGGCGGGCGAACGCCUCGGCCGUUCUCAUUUACAACGACAGAGAUACUACUGUGUUGGAAAAGAUGAAACUAUCAGUGAAUAAUGGACGUAACAUUAGCGCGGUUUUCACAUACAAAUGGAAAGGCGAGGAGAUCACCCGUUUAGUUGAUAACGGGACUCGCGUGAUGAUAGCUAUUAUCAAGGGAAGAACAUUGACUCAUAUCAACAGCAACAUCAAUAAGACAUCAGUUCUAUUCGUGUCGAUAUCCUUCAUAGUGCUGAUGGUGAUAUCUCUCGCUUGGCUCGUCUUCUAUUAUAUACAACGCUUCAGAUACAUACACGCUAAGGACAGACUGUCGAAGCGGCUCUGCUGUGCUGCUAAAAAAGCAUUGUCCAAAAUACCUGUAAGAAACCUAAAGGUUGACGAUAGGGAGGUUCAAGGUGAUGGUGAGUGUUGUGCGAUUUGUAUCGAGCCUUACAAAGUAUCGGAAACAUUAAGAUCUUUACCAUGCAGGCAUGAUUUCCACAAGAGCUGUAUCGACCCAUGGUUACUUGAACACCGCACCUGUCCCAUGUGUAAGAUGGACAUACUCAAAUAUUAUGGAUUCGUGUUUACAGGAAGUCAGGAGAGUAUUUUGCAGUUAGAGGCAGAAGACGCCCGCUCCACGCUCAGCCCCGCCACCAACAGGCACCCGCUCACACUUUUACAGAACGAGUCGUCGUACGAGGAGGCGGGCAGCGAGCGGAGCAGCCGGGCGGCGUCACCCGACAGGCUCGUGAGGAACGAGAUGAAUGAAGACAGGUCGUGCGUGUCCUCUCCCUCGCACGUCGACCGCCCGCCCGCGGAGCGCCGCGACUAA
Danaus chrysippus (African queen) is the source of this 1242-nucleotide messenger RNA. NCBI's taxonomy places the organism in Eukaryota, Metazoa, Arthropoda, Insecta, Lepidoptera, Nymphalidae. The record is from the annotation of a GenBank genome assembly.